CGCAAUCAAACAGACUCGUCGCCCUCUCCCCUUCGUUCAUUCCACGGAAGAGAGCAGAUCCGAGCAGUGGGCUGGCAAACGAAAGGAAACCCUAAUUCAACUCCGAGAAUCUGUCAGUUCUUCUCUCUCUCUCUCCAUCAUCGUCUUCCCUCUCCAGUGCUUUUGCGAGCUAAUCAACGAUGGUCGACAGUAACCCAUCGCCUAAUUCGCCGGAAGAGACUCCAAAUCCUAACCCUGAUGGGAAUGCACCUGCUGAGAAUGAUCUCGCACUUGAUUCCCUCGCCAAGGUCCAAGAAUCUCUCCUCCUUGGAAAGAGGCAUAAGUUCUGGGAAACCCAACCUGUGGGACAAUUCAAGGACCUUGGGGACACUAGUUUGCCUGAGGGCCCUAUCGAACUGCCGACCCCCUUGUCUGAAGUAAAGCAAGAGCCUUACAAUCUUCCUGCCCCAUAUGAAUGGAUCACUUGCGAUAUCGACUCUGAGGAGAUGUGCACGGAGGUUUACAACCUACUGAUGAAUAACUAUGUCGAGGACGAUGAGAACAUGUUCCGCUUUAAUUAUUCGAAGGAGUUCCUUCGCUGGGCUCUUCGCCCUCCGGGCUACUUCAAGAGCUGGCACAUUGGAGUCCGUGUCAAAACCUCCAAGAAACUGGUCGCUUUCAUCACUGGUGUUCCUGCAAGGAUUCGUGUCUGCGAUGAAGUUGUGACAAUGGCGGAAAUAAAUUUCCUGUGUGUUCAUAAGAAGCUCAGAUCAAAAAGACUCGCUCCUGUAAUGAUCAAGGAGGUCACUAGGAGGGUUCAUCUGGAGAAUAUAUGGCAAGCAGCUUAUACUGCAGGAGUGGUUCUUCCAACCCCGAUAGCAACAUGCCAGUACUGGCACAGAUCUUUGAACCCGAAGAAGCUGAUCGAUGUUGGGUUCUCAAGGCUUGGUGCCAGGAUGACCAUGAGUCGUACUAUUAAGCUUUACAAGCUGCCUGAGUCAACAGCCACACCCGGUUUCAGAAAGAUGGAACUCCGCGACGUCCCAGCAGUUACACGAUUGCUGCGGAACUACCUGAGCCAAUUUAUUGUUGCCCCGGACUUUGACGAGAACGAUGUGGAACACUGGAUUCUUCCAACUGAGAAUGUUAUCGAGAGUUAUCUGGUCGAAAGCCCUGAAACCCACGAGAUUACCGAUUUCUGCAGCUUCUACAUCCUGCCCUCAUCUAUCCUUGGGAAUCAGAACUACUCUAUCCUGAAGGCUGCUUAUUCUUAUUACAACAUCGCAACGAAGACACCUCUACUUCAGCUGAUGAAUGAUGCGCUUAUUGUUGCUAAGCGGAACGAUUUCGAUGUUUUCAAUGCUUUGGAUGUUAUGCAGAACGAGUCUUUCUUAAAGGAGCUGAAGUUCGGCCCAGGUGAUGGGAAACUACACUAUUAUCUCUACAAUUACCGGAUACGAAGAGCAUUGAAGCCCUCAGAACUUGGGCUCGUACUGUUGUAGUUGAGGAGUUUUAAUUUUUCUUUCUAUUAUCCUAAGGACCUGGAAAUAAUACAACUAGAAUUUUGGUUGACAGUUCUGUCAAUGAUUUUGUGCGCUUGGUUCGGUUUAUUGCUCCAGUGUGCAGCUGUUCAUCUUGUCAAGGGUUUUUA
Messenger RNA from Punica granatum (pomegranate), 1630 nucleotides. The record is from RefSeq and is a predicted model, not a curated record. Lineage: Eukaryota; Viridiplantae; Streptophyta; Magnoliopsida; Myrtales; Lythraceae.